AUAAUUUUAAGAAAAAUUUAUAAACUAAAUAUAAAAUGUAUUUCUUUGCAGGUUUUAGAUUUAUCAUUUAAUCGCAUUAAGAAACUUAAACGCAGCUCAUUUCAACCCUAUACAAGUGUUAAGUAUUUAUUACUCUAUGAGAAUAUGAUACAAUCCGUGGAACCGGGUACCUUUUCACAUUUAACAUCACUACAGGAAAUAGAUUUAUCAAAUAAUGCUCUUAUGACCAUACCGUUGGAGCUGUUGCAAUUACCCUCUUUAAGAAAUCUAUAUAUAGAUAGUAAUGAAUUGACUUUCUUGGAAAGAGAUCUAGAGGCUUUGGAAACUCCUAUAAAAGCUCCUUUAGAAUAUUUAAAUGUGGCCGAUUGUGGUCUACAGGAUAUACCCGAUUUGGGUAUAUUACCAAAACUUUGGCAUAUAAAUGCCUCUAUGAAUCCUUUAAUGGACUUAAGUAUUGAUCGUUUUGCCAAUUUGUGCAAUCUGAAGAGUAUAGAUUUAACACGCACUCAACUAUCACAGUGUCAGUGCCAGCAGGUUAAUAAUCACUUAAGAAGUUUACAAGUGAAGACAAAAUUUGUUCCAGUUGUGUGGGUAAAAGUUUUAGAAACCUCCAUCUGUCCACUGCCUUACAAUUUCACCAUCGAUUCUGAAACAUUUCAGACAUGUAAGACUACGGUGAAAAUAGCAGAAGCACGAAGUAUGUGGAUGCUGGUAGCGGGCUGCGCGGGCGGCGUACUAGCAGUUAUAUUAGUGGUCUGGUACUGCAUCUACAGACGACGCAAGAGACGUAAUAAGAAAUUAAGAGCCGCUGCCUUGCAUCGCAAAAGUUUAGUUAUAUCGCCGAAAAAUGCCAUAAAUAGAAAUGAAAAGGAAUUUCACUGCAUCAAUCACAAAAAUGAACUGUUAUACUGUGAUACUGCCUAAAUAAAAUUUUAAUUUUAAUUGAAAUUGAAACCCUUCCUCAAAUAUUUACCAAACAAUUAAUUAGUUUUUAAGUCCAUAAUAACAUUAAUGCCAUAUGACUUUGUUUUGUAAAAUAAAAUUUAAUUUAUUAUUUUUAACGGUUCUAUAUAGUUAGUGCCUUAGCUUGCUGUAGAAAUUAGUAUUAUUAAUUAAAGUUUUAAUUAAACAAUCACACAACUAGUUAAUUAAUAGUUUCAUUAAUAUAAUUAAUAUUUAAUUAUUAUUAGAAAUAUUUU
Molecule: messenger RNA, 1199 nt
Organism: Lucilia sericata (common green bottle fly)
Lineage: Eukaryota; Metazoa; Arthropoda; Insecta; Diptera; Calliphoridae
Product: leucine-rich repeat-containing protein 4B-like
Molecular function (GO): protein binding
Source: RefSeq, a predicted model, not a curated record